Molecule: messenger RNA, 3088 nt
Organism: Conger conger (European conger)
Lineage: Eukaryota; Metazoa; Chordata; Actinopteri; Anguilliformes; Congridae
Gene: rbck1
Product: RanBP-type and C3HC4-type zinc finger containing 1
Exons: 13
Coding region: 175-1779 (534 amino acids)
Biological process (GO): positive regulation of canonical NF-kappaB signal transduction; protein linear polyubiquitination; proteasome-mediated ubiquitin-dependent protein catabolic process
Cellular component (GO): LUBAC complex
Molecular function (GO): ubiquitin-protein transferase activity; ubiquitin binding
Source: RefSeq, a predicted model, not a curated record
CAAUUUUGUUUCACUUUUCUUUCAAGGAGGCUAUACGUUUGUCCAGAGGUUUUGAGGAGUAACUUAAUUUAUGAACUAAAAACAAACUUUUACAACAUAGGUUUGAAAGCAAGUAAAAACGAGUUUGAAAUUGGACUUGUUCAGCUAAUAUUUUCGAAGUAUCCACUGUAGAAAAUGGCAGCGUACCAAGGGCCCAGAGUAAACAAAUUGAAAGAAGCGGAAGAUUUGGUGCAGACCCUGAGCGAGGUUCUCACCUACGGGGACCAGCAGAAGGCCGGACAGGUUGCCGAAAAGCUUGCUGCCCUCCGCGUCCCCGUUUCCGUAACGAUACACCAGGAGGCCUAUGGAAAGGACAUUAUACAACUGAAGGUGGGGGUAGAGGACUCCCUGUCAGUCACUCCUACUAUGAUCACCAUGCCCGUAAGGCCUGGGAUGACCAUCGCAGAUCUGAAGAACAAGGUGAACACCAAUUACAAUUUCCACCCGCGUCUGCAGACCUGGGUGAUUGGGAAACGUCUGGCCCGGGACACAGAAACGCUGCACAUGCACGGAGUCACACACGAUGGGGACCAGGCCUAUGUCUACAUCCUGUCGCCGUCGGCAGUGGACCUGACCCGCGAGCAGUACAAUCAGGACGAGGAGGACCGCCGACUGGAUGGUAUCAUUGAGACCAUGGAGGCCAGACACACAGAGAGGACGAUGUUACCACCAGGCAGGGGCAGGGAGCCAGCCAUUCCCAGACAUAAAACCACCCAACCACCCAGGGUUGUCCAACCACCCAGGGUUGUCCAACCACCCAGGGUUGUCCAACCACCCAGGGUUGUCCAACCACAGGGCUGGGUGUGUCCUGGGUGCACGUUCUUGAACAGGCCCACGCGGCCGGGCUGCGAGAUGUGCAGCACGGAGAGGCCCAAGGACUACCAAGUCCCGGAGCGCUACGAGCCCGACCCCGAGGAGGCCCGCCGCAUGCAGCAGGAGGAGGUUUCCCUCCUGCAGUACGAGCAGGCCUUGCAGGACGAGAGGGAGAGGAAUUUCCAGAACCUGCUGGAGGUGGACGAGCACGGCCUGGUGCCCAACGACGACGAGCUGGACUGCCCCAUAUGCUUCACCACCAUCGAACCAGGAGAGGGCGCCGUGCUCAGAGAGUGCCUGCACACCUUCUGCAAAGACUGUCUGAAAGGAACGAUAAUGGCCUGCCAGGACGCAGAGGUCCCCUGCCCUUUUGCGGACAAUGAGUACACCUGUGAAUGCAGGCUGCUGGACAGAGAAAUACGCUCUCUUCUCUCUCCGGAGGAGUAUCAGAGGCACCUGGAGCUCAGGCUGAACAUCGCAGAGACGCGGAGUGAGAACAGCUUCCACUGCAAGACGCCCAACUGCCAGGGCUGGUGCAUAUACGAGGACGAAGUCAACGAGUUUCCGUGCCAGCUCUGCGAGGAGACCAACUGCAUCCCCUGCAUGGCUAUUCACAACAAUAUGAACUGCAAGGAGUACCAGGACGACCUCCGUGUCAGAGCUGAAAACGACAUUGCCGCUAAGCAGACCCAGGAAAUGAUCAAGGCCAUGCUGGAAGGAGGUGAAGCCAUGCUCUGCCCAAAGUGCAAGAUCAUCCUGCAGAAGAAGCACGGCUGUGACUGGAUCUGCUGUGUGAUGUGCAAGACGGAGAUCUGCUGGGCCACCCGCCAGGCCCGCUGGGGCCCCAUGGGCCAAGGAGACAUCUCUGGAGGCUGCAGGUGCAGAGUGAACGGACCUUGUCACCCCGACUGCAAAAACUGCCACUAAGGGCACCCCUCUUCACCCCCACCGAUCCUCUUCAUGUUCACCCUUCACGUUUUCUCCACCCGAUCUCCACCCGAUCUCCACCCGAUCUCCACCCGAUCUCCACCCGAUCUCCACCCGUUCUCCGGCUCCAGAGGUGGCCCGAUUGCUCCUUUACUCUUAUGUGGAAAUAUGGCGUUCUGAGGUCGGGGAAAGAGUUUGUACCAUUCAACUUGCUUUGGUGAAGGUAGAUUGCGUUGACACUCCAGUCAUACGGGAAAUGAAGGAAGUCUCCUUGCGUUUAUAGAGCGUAGUACAAUUUCCGAUACAGGCCGAUAUCAAAUUUAUUUGAUUCAAGGUUGCAUUUCCAAUUUUACACAUAAUCAAAAUGGUGGCCAGGCAUAGGGGGCUUGUCUGGGGGGAGAGAAGAUAUGGAUUGUAUUGACGAGAGAUAACUUGAAAGUACUCAGGGACAGUUAAAUGACUGGAAAAUCUUUACUUCCAUUUAUUUUUGUCUGGUGAAUAUUAAUAAUGGGAACGUUGAACUCCUUUGGGCACUGGAGAUGGAUGCAACCUGCAUCAGUCAUGUUUUUCUCAGUGAUUCUUGACAAUUUCUGGUUUGUCAGCGUGCGCUUGUAUAGCUUGAUAAUUAUGAGGAAAGUUAAAGAUUACAAGUCUAAACUAUAACUGAAUGAAUGCAUUUGAAAUUGCCCCACAUACUAGCCAGGUUCAGACAAAUUAAGUGUUAAAUGAUUAAAUGUUAAACCGCUUAAAUUUGAAAUCAGCAAAAAUUGUAUUUUAUAAUAAAUAAAAACCUGUGGGGUAAUAUUAAUAGCAACAUAUUUAUUUAAACAUAGGUGGCUAAAAUUAAUUACUAAGUCCGUUACGAUAGGAGUAACCAUCUCUGGGCUGUCUAAUUUAUUGGGUUAUGGUUUUGGGGUCAUUGAUUAUUUUGAAAAUGUAGUUUAUCUAGCCCUCAAAAUAAACUCUUUAUUCCUUUCCCAAGAAUCUGUGCAUUUAACCCAGUUUUAAUAUACUAUACUGUAAUGACUUGCAGACAGAUUUGAAUGAUGCAUUUUCCCUCCCACUGUUAACCAUGGUUCUGACAUUUGUCUGCAACAUGUAACAAGCAUUUGUCUGCUGUAUGCUGAGCUUCCACAAUCAUAUUAAAAUUUAAAUUGGGGCCGCGGUGGCGCAACAGGCUAAGACGCAGCGGACUUGCGGUUUUUAAAUUUAAAUGCAUUCCAAGUUCCUUGUAAGGGAGUAUAAAUGUAAGGUAAAGUGCAUAGAUUCUGGUUGUAAAAAAUAAAAUUCUCCUGCCUCCGUUGAGUGA